Molecule: messenger RNA, 714 nt
Organism: Gilbertella persicaria
Lineage: Eukaryota; Fungi; Mucoromycota; Mucoromycetes; Mucorales; Choanephoraceae
Product: HAD-like domain-containing protein
Exons: 8
Coding region: 1-714 (237 amino acids)
Source: RefSeq, a predicted model, not a curated record
AUGUCCUCUAAAGCAGUUAUUUUCGAUAUUGGUGGAGUUUGUGUUGGCUCUCCAAUGGCUGGUAUUCAUCGAUUCGAGGAGCAACACGGGUUGCCUAGAAAUUAUAUUAAUGUUGCUAUCGUGAAACAAGGUGAUCAAGGCGCUUUCCAAAGACUCGAGAGAGGUGAAAUUAAGUUACAUGAAUUUUAUAAAGAUUUUAGUGAGCAACUGUCGCAUCCAUUGAAUAAGGAACAUUAUAAAGCUUAUCUUGAAAAAUCUGGAAAAGUUGUUCCUGGCAUGAUUCCUGAUAUUACCAUAGAUGGCAAAGCGCUGUUUACCACUAUGAUGGCUGAAACUGCCAGAAUUGACCCUCAUGUCUUUCUUGCUCUUGAAAAACUAAAGGCAAGUGGCAAGUUUAUUCUUGCUGCUCUGACAAACAACUUUGAAUUACCUGAAGAUGAUUUAAAAGAAGCUGAAGCUAUGGGCUCUGCAGCGGCAGAUAAGCUUCGUUCAAUGUUUGAUUAUUUUAUAGAGUCCAGAUUAGUUGGCUUGAGAAAACCUGAUCCAAAAAUAUAUCAGCUUGCCUGUGAAAUGAUCGGCAUUCAGCCCCAUGAAGCUAUCUUUCUGGACGAUAUUGGCAUGAACCUCCGUGCUGCUAAUAAGCUUGGCAUUAAGACUAUUCAUGGGACAUUCAAUAGACGCAGUGAAGCAGUUGGAGACAUUAACGGGUCUUGA